AUGAGCCUUUCUGACGAAGAGGGGCACCAAGAGAGCUGGGGCUGGACAGACCUCUCCAGCUACUCACCAUCACUGUUGGACUCAGAGAGGGAGCAGCAGAUCAUCCCUACGGUUCGACCUCCCAUCAUGUCCAGACGCAGCCUGCGUCUCCAUACCUCUGGGAGUUCCUACAGGGAAGAUAGCCUCCAGGACUACAGCCUGCCCUACAGCAGCACCUCCUUCAGUACAGGAGCAUCAACCAGAAGGGAUGCAAGGUCGCUCAAGUCACAACAAUCCCAGCAGCACUCGCUCUCCUGUUCCCAGUCCCUUCUCUAUCAAACCCCCCAGAAACGGGCGAGCCAGUUGAUGCAAAAUAGCAGCCUGCACAGUGUGGCCUCCGACGCCUCACUGCUAUCCUCCAUGCUGGAUGAGUCCUCCAUUCAGGAUAGGACCCUGGUGGUUUCUGGUGGUUUAUGGGGUUUGGAUGAGGAUUCAGAUGCCUUAGAAAGCACCAUCAUUCCAGAGCGAGGUAAUCGUCAAGGCAACAGCACGCUGCUCGCCGAUCGGGACAACCACUGCCCUAAGCAUCCAGCCCAGACCCAAACCUCUAUGAUCAAAGGCUGUUACUACUGUGAAGAAUGUGUCCUCCACUCUGACGGCAAGGACGCUCUCACCACCCACUACCCCUCCUCCAAAAAUGUCGCCCCUUCAGUUAGAGCCAAUGGGCCUGUCCACACCCAGGCCCCUGACCAGGGACUUGUAGCCAGUGAGGCUAGUUCUCCACCUUCCACAAUCUACGGGAGGAAUAAGGGCCACAAGGGCAAGACAGGUCAUCAAUCCACCUAUCGUGGAACCAUGAAGGUAAAGGCGUCCGAGACUAAUGAGAAGCACCUUGAUCUCAACAGAUCUCUGUCGUUGCGUUCUUUAAUUACCUCAUGUCCUUGUUCCUCUUUAUCAGGCCUUGUAUCGUGGUGGGGCCCAGCCGAUUUGUUGCCUGACCUGCUGGCAGUCAAUGUCACAGAAUGGAGCACGGCCUUGCCAGUUACUAGUCUCCCUGGCCUGUCCUCCAUCUACAUCUUCACUUCCAGCGGGAGGCGUGCUGAAGAGAAGUCUGGAGACAUGAAGGCCCACAUAGCGCCACCUCCUGUUCCUCUGUCAGAAGAAGUGACACCGGAAGGCGACGCGAUGUCCGGCGGCUCGGCACGCCUCUUGCAGCUUGAACAGCGCCUAUCACUGUUGUGGAAAAAGAUGGAGGGGGACGGACACAAGGCAGAGCAGCGGCACAAAGAAGUGGUUCAACUUUACCAGGGCCUCCAACAGCAGUUGCACUCACAGACCUCCAGGGAAAGCAUGGAGCACUGGGUGGUUGGCUUGCUGGAGGAAAGACUGGGUGAACUCCAACUGCAUCUGCAGGAGGAGAGGUUGGAGAGGGAAGAGACUCAGAAGCAGUAUGUGGUACAACAGCAGAGCCAGGAAUCUCAUCUGGCUGAACUAGAACCUCUGCUUCAAUCCAUGGCAGCUAAGAUAGAGAAGAUACAGCAGAGACAAGAGGCUCUUAAAGCAGUUGGGCCUGUACCCCAAAUACCACCUACCCCAGUCAGCAUGGCAGUAGACAAUGAGUCCCAUGAUGCCUUGGUCGCAGAGGUUUCACGACUAGAGGCAGCUCUAGGGACUAUCAGAGAUGAGCUUCAGGGGUUAAUGGGAUGCCAGGACAGCUGGGAACGACUGGACCAAAUAGAGGAGAAGAUGUCGGCCCAGGUUCGUGAGGAGCUUCGUGCCCUGUUAUACGGCAACCAGCUGACGACGUUUCCUGAGGCUUUGGCAGAUGCUGCGGCUCUCCCAGUCUCCUUCCUGGAGUGGCUGUCGGAGCGCUACGUCAACAGGGCCGACCUCCAGGUCUCGCUGACCUCUCUGGAGCUCAGCAUACUGCAGAACAUCAGCCUGCAGCUGGAGCAGCAGAGCACAAAGGAGACCCACUAUAGUGCCACGGUCAAAGAAACUGCACUGCACACCAUGGGAGCUGCUGGGGGUGCUGUGACUGAGGAACAAGUGCAGCUGAUAGUGAGGAAUGCUUUGAGACUCUACUCCCAGGAUCGGACCGGUCUGCCAGACUACGCCUUGGAGUCUGGAGGGGGCAGUAUCCUGAGCACACGCUGUUCAGAGACUUACGAGACAAAAUCGGCACUGCUGAGUCUGUUUGGUCUUCCUCUCUGGUAUUUCUCCCAGUCACCUCGAGUUGUCAUCCAGCCUGAAGUUCAUCCCGGAAAUUGCUGGGCGUUCAAAGGUGCCAGUGGCUACUUGGUAAUCCGCUUAUCGAUGAAAAUUCUUCCCACCGCCUUCUCAUUGGAGCACAUCCCCAAAGCGUUGGCCCCCAGCAGAACCCUGCGCAGUGCCCCACGGGACUUCAACGUUUAUGGACUGGAUGAUGAGCACCAGGAGAAAGGGAAGCUACUAGGAAGUUACACCUAUGAGGAGGAGGGGGAGGCUCUGCAAACCUACCCUGUUAAAGCAAAUGACAGAGCCUACCAGAUCAUCGAAGUGCAAGUGCUGUCCAACUGGGGCCACAAGGAGUAUACAUGCAUGUACCGCUUGAGAGUUCACGGAGAGCCCAGCGACCAUUGA
Molecule: messenger RNA, 2601 nt
Organism: Lampris incognitus (smalleye Pacific opah)
Lineage: Eukaryota; Metazoa; Chordata; Actinopteri; Lampriformes; Lampridae
Gene: sun1a
Product: Sad1 and UNC84 domain containing 1a
Exons: 17
Coding region: 1-2601 (866 amino acids)
Biological process (GO): nuclear envelope organization
Cellular component (GO): nuclear envelope; meiotic nuclear membrane microtubule tethering complex
Molecular function (GO): protein-membrane adaptor activity
Source: RefSeq, a predicted model, not a curated record